Salarias fasciatus (jewelled blenny) is the source of this 1374-nucleotide messenger RNA. It is a transcript of the gene c10h5orf24, whose product is annotated as chromosome 10 C5orf24 homolog. The transcript is spliced from 2 exons. The coding region runs from base 158 to 781 and encodes 207 amino acids. NCBI's taxonomy places the organism in Eukaryota, Metazoa, Chordata, Actinopteri, Blenniiformes, Blenniidae. The record is from RefSeq and is a predicted model, not a curated record.
AAACGAUCCGAUGCGCUGAUCGUGCGCGACCUCAGCGACGUCCUGGUGCGGAAAACAUUUGUUGGGAAAUGGAUCGACUCGCGCUCUGAGAGGGAUGAAAGAUCGUUUUUCUCCUUAACCCUUUCUGCUCCCCGAUCUGCGAACAAUCGAGCAGAAGAUGAUGCGCCAGGUGACAAGCAGCGACUUCUGCAUGAACAGCAGGCCGUCGUGCCUGGCGGAGGACGGCCACCUCCCCGCCUCGCACUUCGACCUGUGCACCUCGCAGGCCAGCAAGUUCUACCCUCCGCCGCCGCCCUCGUCGCUGCAGAUGACCCUGGCUCCCAUGAGCUUACCCGCCCAGAGCCACAAGCCCAUGCUGUGCCAGAGACAGGAGGUCCUGGGGGCCGACCCCCGCCCCGCCGGGAAACUGCCCGGCCUGAAGGGCGCCGACCAGACGCCGGAAGACGGCAAGAAGAAGAGCAAGGCCGCGGGGAAGACGGGCCGACGGGGGCGGCCUCUGGGAACCACCAAGCUGGCCGGGUACAGAACCAGCACGGGGCGACCGCUCGGCACCACCAGGGCCGCCGGGUUCAAGACGAGCCCGGGGAGGCCGCUGGGCACGACCCGGGCGGCGGGGUACAAGGUCAGCCCCGGGCGGCCCCCCGGCAGCAUCAAGGGCCUGUCGCGCCUCAACAAACUGCCUUACAGUAGCACCUGCAGCGGAGCGGCCUUCCCUUACCCGCUCCCGCACAAAGAACUCCUCUGUGAACCUUCCUGCAAAGAGAAGACCACCGACGAGUGAAAGCUUUACUCACUUUCUACUCCGUCCUUCGCCGCUGGAAUGAGACACGCGUAGGUUCACGUUUCCCGCCGCCUGUGGAGGGCGAUGCCGAUCCUUCCCAGUCUGCCGAGCGGCUGCCGGGAUGACGUUUUCUAUUAAUCGUGUUUGUGUCAUGUGUGUGCCUGCCGCCUCAUAUAAUCACUGUCGGGUUCUCAGUGCUGUUGCUGGAGGUCUAUAAUGUGGGGAAGCUGUGUAAAAAGGACAAGACGUUCGUCGAGCAAGGGGCUUUAUCUUACUGUAGUGCUAGUUGGGUUUUUUUAGCGUGCUAUAUGUAGCAUUUUUACACCAUCACAUAAUGGAAAACGUGGCUAGAAAGGUUAUUUCCUGCAUUAAUGCUGCAAACCAAGCAGAGAGGGUCGCUCACCAGGUUCAUGGAACUGCUUGAAUGUUGGUCGCUCUGCAGUCUGCAGGCUGAGGAGGAGAAACACUGUCAGGAAGGGUCAGAGAACAUGUGCUGUUUGGCAGCGAUCACAAGUGACUGGUUGGGAUCUGAGUGCUUGGCCCGUUGGCACUCCAGAGAUAAACCUACAGCAGUGCCCUCAAAACUGAAAUUU